AUGGCAAUGAAUUUAAAGAAUAGUUCCUCAGGAGGUAAUCUAACAUCAUCACCAUCCUAUAACUCAUUUUCAUCAUUAAAUUUAAGUGGAAAUAGUUUUAAUAAUGGAAGUGGUAGUGGUAGUGGUAGUGGUAGUGGUAGUAAUGAAUACAUUCCACUUUGUUUCAGUAAGGAUGUAUUCACAUCGAAUACAUUUGAAGUUGAUCAAUUUAUUAGUGAUUGUAGAAAACGUGUUAAUUUAGAAUCUGUUCAAAAAGAUUUAAGAGAAUAUAGUAAACAUUUGGAUUCAGAAUUAAUUGAAUUAAUUAAUAAAGAGUAUCAAUCAUUCUUUUCACUUUCAACUUCAUUAGUUGGUUUCGAUACAAUUUUAAAUGAAUUUUCAAUUUCUCAAUCAUCUAUUAAAUCUGAAAUUAAAUCAUUUAAUAAUGAAAUUGUUAAAGUUAGAGGAUUAGUUGAGGAUAAAUUAAAUGAAAAGAAAUCAAUUGAACAAAAGAAAAAACUAUUACAAUUAUAUAUUUCAAUAUCAGAGACAUUAAAUAAUAUGAAUCAUUUAUUCGAUCAAUUAUAUCAAUUAACUCAUCCAAAUGAUUUUAAGAAAAUAAAUAAUAAUAAUAAUAACCACACUAAUAAUGAAACUAAUAUUAACGAUGGUGAUGUAUUAGAAUUACUAAUUGACAGAAUUUCAAAUUCAUUUUAUCAAAUUCAAAAUCAAAUGUCAUCAUUAACAAAUGAUGAAUUAAAAUUUAAUAUAUUUCAAUCAUUAUCACUUAAAAUUAUGGAUUUAUCAAAUAAAAUAGAGGAAAAGGUUGAACCAAUUUUUAAAGAAUCAUUAAAGAGAUUCAUAAAUGUAAAUAAUAAUAAUAAAGAAAUUGUUGAUGAUAAUAAUGAAAAACAAAAUAAAUAUGAUGAAAGAAUAUUACUAGUAUGUUUAAAAACAUUUCAAACUAUAGAUAAAUUAAAUGUACCAUAUAAAUUAUUUAAAACAUUAAUUGUUAAACCUAGAUUAGCACAAAUUGUUUCAUUACGUAAUUUAGAGAUUAAUAAAUCAACAACUGAUGGUUUAUCACAAAUUUAUAAUUCAAUCAUUGAAUUUUUAAAAAAUCAAUGUUCAUCAUUCUUUGAUAUUUCAAAUUUAAUUAAUAAUAAUUUAAAAGAAAAACAAUCAAACAAUAAUAAUAAUAAUAAUAAUAAUAAUAAUAAUAAUAAUAAUAAUAAUAAUAAUAAUCAAAUUAAUAAUAAUAGUAAUAAUAAUAAUAAUAAUAUAAAUAAUAAUAAUAUAAAUAAUAAUUAUAAUAAUAAUAUCAUUUUAUAUAAUAAUUAUAAUUUUAUAUCACAAUCAGUUUUACCAGAAAUUGAUGAAUCACUUGGAUUUUUUAAACAAAUAUUUGCAACUGGUAUACCAGAUUUAUUUUAUAAGAAUUAUUAUUUAACAUUUAAUUUCAUUCAAUCGAUUGAAGUGAAUUUCUUAACCAAUAAAGAAUUAUUAACUCAGUUUAGACAAUCAAGUUCAUAUUCAAGUUUAUGGAAGAAAUGGAAUUUCGCUGUUUAUUUUCAACUUUGUUUUACAAAUAUUGCACAACAUUUUGAAUUCAAUUAUUUAAGAAUACCAUUAUUUGAUCAAUUAACUUUACCAACUAAUAAUAUUACUAAUAAUAAUAAUAAUAAUAAUGAAAAUAAUAAUGAAUUUUAUUUAAAAUCAACAGAUGGUUUAAGAUUAUCAAUGGAUAAAUGUUGGUCAAAUUCAAAUUUCAUUUUUGAUCUAUCUUCAAAGUUUUUCAAACUAUUCCUUCAAUUAAUUGCAAGAUAUGAUACUUUUAUUAGUGAUACUUUAAUACCAUUAGAAUUAGAAUUACAACAACAAUUACAACAACAACAAUUACAACAGCAACAACAACAACAGCAGCAACAACAAAAUAUUGGUGAUUCAGUUAUAAAAAUCACUCCAAAAUCACCACCUUCACUAUCGAAUCAAUCACCAAUAUCAUCAUCAACAACAUUAAAUAAUAAACAAUCAUCACCUGAAAAUUUCAUUUAUAUAAUUUCUGAUAUCUAUAAAAUUAAAUCAAAAAUAUCAACAAAUUAUAAAGAAUUAAUCAUUAAAACUAUUGGAAAUCAUCAAAAUCAACAUGAAAUUUUAAAUUUAAUUAAUGAUGGUAUUUUAGAAAGUUGUAAAACCUUAGAACAAUUAAUACCAAGAAUUUCAAUUAUAAUAGAGAAUCAUUUAAUAUCGAAAUGUUUGGAACCUAUUGAAAUUAUUAGUACACUAAGAUCAACUUAUCGUAUGACUAAUAAACCUGUACCAACUAAACCUUCAAUAUAUGUUUCAAAUUUAAUUUCACCAUUAGAAAUUCUAAUUAAUAAUAAAGCAUCUUCAUUACAUUUCAUUCCACCGGAAAUUAAAUUAAAUUGGGCAAUCUCUGUAUUAACUCCUGUCACUGAAAGUUUUAAAAAUGCCGCAACAAAUUUAAUUCAAAGUGUAACUCAAUCAAAUGAUAUCAUUAAUAAAAUGGUAAAGAAAAGUAAACCAACCACAACCACCAGCGGUGGUGAUAUGUCUGAUAUGGAUAAAAUCUCACUUCAAUUAUAUUUAGAUGUUGAUAAAUUUGGUUUAUAUAUUCAAAAAUUUGGUAUAAAUUUAUUAACUUUCGAACCAUUCUUGGGUUUAAAAUCCAUUGUGGAACCAUUUAAAAAAUUAAUUUUAAAUCAAAAUAAAUAA
Molecule: messenger RNA, 2715 nt
Organism: Dictyostelium discoideum AX4
Lineage: Eukaryota; Evosea; Eumycetozoa; Dictyosteliales; Dictyosteliaceae
Gene: cog2
Product: oligomeric Golgi complex component
Exons: 4
Coding region: 1-2715 (904 amino acids)
Biological process (GO): Golgi organization; protein transport
Cellular component (GO): Golgi membrane; membrane
Source: RefSeq, a predicted model, not a curated record